AUGGGAUUCACUUUCCAAUCUGGUCUCAGCUCACUCUGGAGAAUCCUGAGCGCUUUGUACGGACACCGUGGGGCUGUGACCUGCCUGGCCGCCUCCGCCUCCUACGGCGUCGUGGUGAGCGGCUCUGCCGACAGAUCCGGCAUCAUCUGGGACUUGCACCGGCUGACACGCCUCGCCCGGCUUCCUGCCCACCCGGCCUGCCUCUCGGCUGUUGCUGUCAGUGAUUCCACGGGGGAUAUCGCCUGCUGUGCCGGAACGGCUCUCUAUAUAUGGAACAUCAGCGGGAAGCCCCUGGCCAAGCUAGACUCUGCCUGCGGCUCUGGCUCCACACUCUCCUGCUGCUGCUUCCUGACGGUGGCGGACUGGGACGUGCACGGCCUGAUUGCCACGGGGGACACGGGUGGACACGUGCAGGUCUGGAAGCUUGGGACUGCCUCACCUCAGCGCCUGGACGGCAGUUCAGACUCCCAGGAAAGCCUGGCAAAGAAGGCAGGCGGCCGGGAGGAACCCCCGCUGCUUCUCCGUCGGGAGCUGGAGCGCAGCAGCGCGGCGUGCCCGUGGAACAGGCCCGGCAGGGCGGCGGCGCUCACCACCUUGGCCGUCUCCAGGAAUUCCUCCAGGCUGCUGGCUGGUGAUGAGAAUGGGAGGCUCUUCUGUUGGUCCAUGGAUGAGUAGGAAAGGGCGUCCUGGCUGGUCUGGCCCGGCCUGUUUCCACCCGGGGAAAUGCAGGACCGUUCGGGCACAUGGCUGCAGCAAUGCCCAAUGGCCAGCUUGAUGGGCUUUGAAAGGACCUGGCCCUGCGCCGUCCCAGCCCAGAUUUGUGUCUUCUCCUUGGCCACAACCCAGAGGGCACCGCUGAUGAACGAAGAGGACUCGGCCACCGAGAAGUCCGGCUUCCCACCAGGCCACACACACACUCCCCCUGCAGGGACCACAGCUUUGGUUUGGGAGCCAGUGUGAAAGAAGUCAUGCUGACAACAUGGCUGUUAUGUGGGCUUGGCGUUGUGGAUAGAGUCUGGUUUUUUUCCUGAAGUGUCUUGUGCACAGAAUGCGUUUCAGUUUUGUGGUGAUGGAAAAUAAAA
Gekko japonicus is the source of this 1082-nucleotide messenger RNA. Its product is annotated as WD repeat- and FYVE domain-containing protein 4-like. The record is from RefSeq and is a predicted model, not a curated record. Bases 1 to 675 code for a protein of 224 amino acids. Lineage: Eukaryota; Metazoa; Chordata; Lepidosauria; Squamata; Gekkonidae. The transcript has 6 exons. Gene Ontology annotation, molecular function: protein binding.